AACGAAACGGUCGCGAGAGCGGAUCGACUCCUUCCACGAUCUUUCUCUUUCCCUCUCUCCCUCUCUCUCUUUCUCCGUCCUUCUUUCUUUCCUCUCCUCCUCCCCUCCGCUCCGAUCCGUCGUCGCCGUCGUCGCCGUCACCGUCGUCGUCGUCGUCGUCGUCGUCGGCGAGCGCGCUCGAUGGAGAACGGAAGUGGCACGCGACGACACCGAAGGAGACCGAGGGAACGCUUGGAGACGUCUCGAUUGACGAUGACGAUGUUGGUGACGAACGACACUUCGGACGGGCGUAAUGGGACGAAUGCGUGGGACCAGGAGGACGUCGUUUCGUCGGAAUACAACGUGACGACGACGGCGAGCGGAGCGGCCAGCAAGACGAGUCACUUCGAGACCGAUUUGCACGGGAACGUUAACAUCCUUCUCGGCGGGGCGAUGCUCAGCGGGGUGAUUAUGGUUGUCCUCCUCAUGUGUUACUGCUGUCACAAGAGCAUUCGAAAGAAUCGGCCGCAAGAGUAUCCGCAAUACUGGAGGACGGAACCAGACGCGCACAGCCUCGAGGUGUUCACCACGGAAGCGCAUGCCGCCUGCUGCGAGAGGCAACAACAACAACAACAACAAUCGGCGACGACCGAGGGAAACCAGGACGAGAGCGCCUACGACGUUUUAUCCUGCCCCGUAACUCCGAUUUCCGGCCCCGGCCCACCUCCAACUUACGACAGCCUGAUCUUCGAUCCGAAAAGCCUACCCACCUCGAUGGAGAAGAAGGGUGGAGAGACACCCGGGUCCAUCGUUCCCUCGAUGGUGUCCACGUUAUUGGGGCUGAGCACGAGCGUGAGAUCGGGUCUGGAGCGUAACGAGGCCGUCGAACAGCAAGCAUCGGACGAGGGAUUGCCUUCCUACGAGGCCGCUUUAAAGUUGGACGCGAACGGUUACGUGUGACACGCCCCUGAUCCCCGAGAAUUUUUCACGAUUGUGUUCCUUAGCGUUGUGUUCCUUUCCACGGAGAGCGAGAUGAAGAACGAAGGGACGAGGCAAAGAAAGAUGGAAGAAAGAAAGGGGAUUGGAAAUUAGAUAGUGUCUUUCGUCUUUCUUUAGGUUUUUAGAUCUCGAGAUCGGAGAGAAAGUUGGCCGAGUGGAAUCCUAGCUUUGAUUAAUUGACGCGAGCUUAGGAAAAAAUUAUUUCCCUGAUUCCCGUAGUUUUAGAGAGAGAGAGAG
Molecule: messenger RNA, 1215 nt
Organism: Apis dorsata (giant honeybee)
Lineage: Eukaryota; Metazoa; Arthropoda; Insecta; Hymenoptera; Apidae
Gene: s-cup
Exons: 4
Coding region: 181-939 (252 amino acids)
Source: RefSeq, a predicted model, not a curated record